This is a messenger RNA of Ananas comosus (pineapple), 1789 nucleotides long. Its product is annotated as transmembrane protein 245. Lineage: Eukaryota; Viridiplantae; Streptophyta; Magnoliopsida; Poales; Bromeliaceae. The record is from RefSeq and is a predicted model, not a curated record.
CAUCGUCGCCCUCGGCCUCAUGCUCGGCAUGAUCUUCGGAUUCCUCGCCGGCGGCGUCUUCUUCUCCUACAAGAUCGGCGUCGAGGGCAAGGACGCCGUCGUCUCCCUCAAGGACCACGUGCAGAAGAGCAACUACGCCGAGCGCAUCGGCAUCAAGAAGUGGAUCGACGACAACGACAUCCCGGGCCUCGUCGACCAGUACUCCGCCAAGGUCUACGACACCGUCUGGGACCAGCUCGACCAGCUCGCCCUCCAGUACAACCUCACCGACUUCACCGACGAAUUCCGCCACUUCCUCAUCGCCCGCUCCGUCGGCCCCUCCGGAUCGUCGUCAGCGGCGGCGUCGACGGCGCUGAUCAGCUCGGCGCCCCAUCCCUACUCCAAAAAGCUCCAAUCUUUAAGCGUCCGCAUGAAGAAUCGCGAGUGGGCCGAGAUUUACAAGGAGUUAGAUUCUUUCUUCAGGGAAUUGCCCAUCACAAGAGAGGACCUGGUGGUAAAGGCGAAAGUGCUCGCCUCCGAAUGGACGGAGAUUGCGAAGAGGAUACUUUCCAGCGGUACCUCGGUUCUCGGCGGGAGCGCCAAUUUGGUGUUCUCGAUUUUCUUAAGGAUUCUCUCCGGCGCCGUCGAAGUCCUCAACUUCGUCUCCCAAUUGACCGUUUUCCUCUGGGUUUUGUACUACUUAAUCACGGCCGAAUCGGGUGGCGCGACCGAGCAGGUGGUGGGCUUGCUACCGAUAUCGAAGCCGGUCAAAGAUCGGUGUGUUGAGGUUAUUGAUCACGCCAUUAGCAGUGUCCUGUUAGCUACCGCAAAGAUUGCAAUCUUCCAGGGGUGCCUUACAUGGCUCUUGUUCAGAUUUUUCUCGGUGCAUUUCGUGUACACCUCGACGCUUCUUGCGUUCGUUAGCCCUUUAGUGCCAAUACUCCCGCAGUGGCUCUCAUCGCUCUUUGCGGCGGGGCAGUUGUUAAUGGAAGGGAGGUAUGUAUUGGCCGUGGUCGUGACUGUGAUUCACCUUUGGCUGAUGGAUUACGGGACGACGGUGAUUCAGGAGGAUAUACCGGGGUAUAAUGCAUAUCUUACUGGACUCAGCAUUCUAGGCGGCAUGACGUUGUUCCCUAAUGCUUUAGAGGGAGCAAUAAUGGGCCCGCUUAUAAUGACCGUUGUCAUCGCCCUGAAGAAUCUGUAUGCAGAGUUUGUGCUCGCUGAUACAGAACAGCCGCACACAUCUGAAAAGAACAAACACCUUUAGCUUUUUGUAUGGUGCUUUGCUCGUAUCCUGUAGCACACUAUAUUCAACUCAACUACUGUUCAAGUGUUCGGUGCAGCCCUCUAGCGCACCCGAUACGGUCCCACGCCGUCGCUGAUCGCUUCGACCGAAUUGUCAGCGACAACGCGACCGUGGGUGCACUUUGUGGGGAUGCAAUAGUGCACCCCACAUUUCAAUGUCAGCUUGAAAAGCAGAUGAGCAAACACUAGAUACUCUCCUGUAAUACCUCAGUUAUAGUCAUUUGGUUUUCAUCGACUUUUCUCCUAUUAGGAAGGGCCAUUUAUUAUUCAGGAAUGAGUUUUUGUGUAAUGAGACUUGGUUUGUCUCUCUUGUUUGAUUCAAGAGAUAAUUUUGUACAUUCUUUUGUAUUUAUCUAUAUGGGGACUUGUUUAGUCUUCUUAUAAAUAUGGGUCAUUAUGUUGUAAUUUGGGUUUUGUAUUCUUGGAUACGAUAUUCCACGUUGUUAUCUGUUGGUACUUCAUAAAAGAUUUUCAAUGAAAUUAGGCUGUUAACUGUUGCUUUCAA